UGUCCUAGCUAGCGAGACUACCACAUGUCGUAGCAAACUUGGCUUGCUUCCAACUUUAUUCUACAACACGAAAUGGCAUGCUCCACUGCUGAGCAAAGAGAAAAGGACAUUUUGCUAGCGAGCCAAGGCAAUGAUGCAAAGCACGACGGCAAGAAACACAAAAAAAAGGGUUGCAGUUCGAUGCUGUGGCGCAAAUUUGGCCUUCCCUGUUCGCCAUUCGAGAAUCUAGAUUUCUCAUCACUGAUUAUAAUUGAGAAGGCUGUCUACGAGGAGUACAACGACUUUGACGGACGAAUUGAGUACUACGGGCUCCAGAAAGGCCGCCACGGCAGCGUAUGUCUGAGACGUGCAGAUGGAGUAAACCCUAAGCAAGCUGUCCUAGUAGAACUGCUCGUUCGCAGACCGGAAGGGAGAAAGGAAUGGUUCAUUCAGAUGCGACGUCACCACUGGGCACCGGCAGAGCAGGGCGUGGUCUCUGGAAGUCAGACCGUUUCAGAGCAUGAAUGGAACGAAGCUACAGGUUUGGACGCGGUUGCAAAGGUUGCUAAAAACUUUGGUCAAUAUAAUCCCGUCAAGAAAAAUUGUCGGCAUUUUAUAAAAGAGCUGAAGACGACCAUGAUCGACGAGGGACCGUGUCUUGAUGCCCCGCCUACAAAGAACUAUUGGCGACUUGGCGAAUAUUUGCAAGAAAAGUAUGGCGUGACACUUAUGCUGGCACCGUCAGAUACGCUUCUUAAUCCGAAUCAAGAAGACCUUGAUGCCGAGGCACCGGCAUUGAGUGUUCAAGAAACUGAAGUUUGAUAUCUAUGUCACGUGAUGACUGUCAUACAACUGUAGAUUAAUUUCUAGUGGAUAGCAGGUCAUUUGCUUUUCCAAUAUCAACUAUAUGUAAUGGAACUGGCUGAUUAGGCCAUUCUUUGUCAGGACAAAUUAAUUCAAUUAAUUAACGCAAA
Molecule: messenger RNA, 953 nt
Organism: Corticium candelabrum
Lineage: Eukaryota; Metazoa; Porifera; Homoscleromorpha; Homosclerophorida; Plakinidae
Exons: 2
Coding region: 73-801 (242 amino acids)
Source: RefSeq, a predicted model, not a curated record